ACUAGCAGGCUUCCGUAGUUGCAGCGGAGGCAUAUCUAAACAGCAGGAGGAAAAUUCGAACGAGAGGUGACCACAAUUGAAAACGUCCGGAACGGGGAAGCAGCCAUUUAUUUCGGUGCGUGACGAGGUGCAGGAUGGAGGAACAGAAGGAGGUCCUUAACAGGCUGCAGAGGUCCUUUCACUCGGGGGUCCCCCUCCCGGAGCAGUUUCGCCUGGCACAGCUGGAUGCGCUCCUGAAGCUCAUGACAGAGAACGAGGAUCAGAUCCUGGCCGCGCUGCACCAGGACCUCAACAAGCCGAAGUUUGAGGCUGUUCUGUCUGAUAUUGAAAUGGUGACAAAUGAGAUCUGCUUUGCCAUAAAUAACCUGCACACCUGGAUGCAGCCAGAAUACGUGUCAAAAAACCUGGCCACAAAGAUGGAUGAUUGUUUUAUUCGGAGAGAGCCCCUGGGUGUGGUUUUGAUCAUCGGGGCAUGGAAUUACCCUGUCCAAGUCACCUUGUCACCCCUGGUUGGGGCGAUAGCUGCUGGAAACUGUGCCCUUCUCAAGCCUUCCGAAAUCAGCCAGGCAACAGAGAAGCUCCUGGCCGAGCUCAUCCCGAAGUACCUGUCUCAGGAGUGCUACGCGGUGGUGUGCGGGGGAGCUGAAGAGACGAAGAAGCUGCUGGAGAAUCGAUUCGAUCACAUCUUCUACACGGGAUCUCAGCCCGUGGCUCGUAGCAUCCUGCAGGCAGCAGCGGUGCACCUGACCCCGGUCACCCUGGAGCUGGGGGGGAAGUGCCCCUGCCUCAUCUACGGAAACCUGGACAUCAAGGCUGCCGCCAAGAGGCUGGUCUGGGCCAAAUUCUUCAACGCGGGACAGAGCUGCGUGGCCCCCGACUACGUCCUCUGCACCCCACAGAUGCGGGACGACCUCAUCCCGGCCAUCCGGGACACCCUGGAGAGCUUCUACACUUCCGAGCCCCAGAAGUGUCCGGACAUGGCCCGCAUAGUCACGGACAGGCACUGGAACAGGCUGACCGAAAUGCUGCGCAAGUCGGCCGGGAAGGUGGUGAUGGGGGGGGGGAGCGACCAGCAGGACAGAUACAUCGCCCCUACGGUGCUGGUGGAUGUCCAGGAGAGCGAUGUGCUCAUGGACGAGGAGAUCUUCGGCCCCAUUAUGCCAAUCCUCACCAUCGAGACCCUGGAAGAAGGGAUCGAUUUCGUAAACCGCAGAGAGAAGCCACUGGCCCUGUAUGUCUUUUCUGAUGAUUCAAAGGUGGUUACCACUGUUUUGGAGCAGACCAGCAGUGGCGGUUUCUGCUCAAAUGAUGGCAUAGUCCACAUGACGCUGCAGAGCCUGCCCUUCGGCGGAGUGGGGGCCAGCGGGAUGGGCAGCUACCACGGGCACUGGGGGUUCGAGACGUUCAGCCACAGGCGGGGUUGCAUGAUGCGGAGCUGGGUACUGGAGCCCAUCAACGUGCUCCGCUACCCCCCCUACCAGGAGAGCAGCCUGGGCUGGCUGCGCUGGGCCACCACCGUGAAGAAGAAAGGAUGGGGGUGUGCAGUCAUGUGAUUUCACCCCCCCCCCCCCCCCAAUAUCCCAUCAGUCCCAGUCCCUACUGCUACGUUUAAUUUCCUUAUUUCUCUGGCUGAUGUGGUGUUAGGCCACGUGCUCUCGCUCACCACAGCCUGAAUUUCCCAGCUAAUCCUAAAGGGUUAAAUUGUGCUUACAUAUACAAGUUUGGGGUUUUUUUUUUCUUUCCUUUGGGAAGUGGGACAUAAUGCAACUGCCAAAUGAUUUAACAAUUUCCUACUUCUUUGUGUGUGAGCAAUGGGUCGCCCAACCAACUCCAUAUUCUUUAUGCCCCUGAAUGCUUGGAUUGAAGACCUCUUCAGUCUGUCCAUUCAGUCUGUCUCCACUGAAGGGCUGGGCUUCACUGCUCUGCGCUCGCCUCUGAUUGGCCCUCGCAUAGGGUUGGCUGCACACUGAAGUGUUAGGGUGAAGGGUGGGUGAGGAAGAUAACUUGCCUGUAAAGUGAGGGGUUUACCAGUGAGGUUUUCUUUUUUGAUGUCUCUGUAGUGGAAGAUUGUUACGCUAGUUUUAAAUGAAUAUCUCCUGACCAUACUUUUCGGAGUCUCCUUGCACGUCUUGGCAACCUUAACUGCGUUUAGGACUUGCAACCUGUCUUUUUUUUUUUUUUUUUUUACGUGUGCCACCAAGAAAAUAUUGAAACUGGCGUUUAUUCAUGAAGAAACAAGUGCUUUGAACUUUAAUAUUGUGUGUGAAAAUGCUGUGUGGUAUGGUGUGGUGUGGUGGUUGUAAUAUUGGCAAUGCCAGUAGUAGUUCACAAGUUUGAACUACAAAUCCCCCAGUCAAUAUGUCUGAGUGAAGUGGUAUGAACAGCAGGUUUGUACAGAUCCAGUGAACAUCGCUUCAUGUGAUGUGUAUACACCUGAUAACUCGUUGGGAGCCAGUUAACUCCAGUCGUGUUUUUGUGAUCUUUAUAUUUUGUCUGUUGUAAAUAAAAACUGAAUUUUAACUAAUAAAACACUAUUGAUCAAUA
Molecule: messenger RNA, 2544 nt
Organism: Anguilla anguilla (European eel)
Lineage: Eukaryota; Metazoa; Chordata; Actinopteri; Anguilliformes; Anguillidae
Gene: aldh3b1
Product: aldehyde dehydrogenase 3 family, member B1
Exons: 11
Coding region: 135-1553 (472 amino acids)
Biological process (GO): aldehyde metabolic process
Cellular component (GO): cytoplasm
Molecular function (GO): aldehyde dehydrogenase (NAD+) activity
Source: RefSeq, a predicted model, not a curated record